Messenger RNA from Spea bombifrons (plains spadefoot toad), 1087 nucleotides. RefSeq names its product TM2 domain containing 2 (gene TM2D2). Bases 46 to 642 code for a protein of 198 amino acids. Lineage: Eukaryota; Metazoa; Chordata; Amphibia; Anura; Pelobatidae. The record is from RefSeq and is a predicted model, not a curated record. The transcript is spliced from 4 exons.
AGAAGCCAUGCGCAACGUCGUUCUGCUUACCGGAGCGGGAGGAAGAUGGGGUGGCUGGGGUUGCCCUUUGGGUAUUUGCUCCUGGGUGGACAGGGAUUGCUCCUUACCUUCUCUCUGAUAGCCUCGCAGAACUAUACCGUUCCGGUGGCUACCCCCGAGCCGAACACCAGCUCUGUCACCAUUCCUAGGGACGCCUGGGGACCCCUGGUACUUUGCGAGUUCCUACCUGAAGAAUUUGUAGAAUGUGAUGAUCCUGUUGACCACUCAGGAAAUUUGUCAGCUCAACAAGAUCUUGGAUAUGGAUGUUCAAAGGUUGGAGGGCAGGCAUAUGAUGAUGUAGAACAUACAAAGGUGAUCUGCCGAGCCCUUGACGGCAUAGAAUGUGCUGGACCCCGCAGCUUUCUUCGAGGGAGCAAACCGUGUAUCAAAUACACUGGUCACUACUUCAUCACCACACUGCUCUACUCGUUCUUUCUGGGCUGCUUUGGGGUCGACCGAUUCUGCCUGGGGCACACAGGCACAGCAGUGGGCAAGCUGCUUACCUUGGGGGGUCUAGGCAUUUGGUGGUUUGUGGACCUCAUUCUGCUAAUUACUGGGGGGCUUAUGCCUAGUGAUAACAGCAACUGGUGCACUAUCUACUGAUUGAUCCAUGAGAGGACAGUAUUACCACAUGAUCAUGGAUCUGUGAUGCACAACAGUAUGGGACUCAGGAACCAAAGGACCGUGCCUGCUGUCAGGGAAUUUCUGUCUUUCCCUAUGUACUUGGUGACAUCAGUGCCAAAGAUGUACGUAGUUGCAGCUGCCUUUUUGGUCCUUUUAAGUUCAUUGUAAAUUAAGACUAUUAUUAUCCAGCUCACUAAAGGAUUGUUUUGGAUUAUCAGCCAUGUGUAAAGCGACACUGAGGGCAUGUGAAUGAGUUGGAUAGUCUACUCUUUGUAACAUAAAGUUAUGUAAAUAUUUGGAAUGUUAAUGCUGUAUUAUAAAUAUAAUAAACGUAUCCAUAAUUUAUGUUCUAGUGAGAUUGUGUUCUUCAUCUGACAUACAGACUCAUAAAUGGAUGUAAGCAUAUUAAAUUCCCAGGAACUUC